GGGAAGCGCACCGCAGCCACACCGCGGCCCCGCGCUGUGCCCGGUCGCGUGUUCCCGCCCUCAGCUCACCCCUCCGCCAGCGCAGCGCCGCAGAGGCCAGCAGCCGGGCACGUCUCCGGGCAGCCGCUCGGUGCCCACCCCGCGCCGAGAAGAGCGUCGUGCGGUGCCGCGGCCGGGCAGCGAUGGCUCCGUGAGGCCGCGGGCUGCCGGGCCAGGGCCGCGUCCCGGCCGUAACCGGAAUGAGCCCUCUGUCCCCGUAUUUGAACUUGGACCCCAAGUACCUAGUACAGGAUACAGAUGAGUUUAUCUUGCCCACAGGAGCCAACAAAACUCGGGGCAGAUUUGAGCUAGCCUUUUUUACCAUUGGAGGAUGUUGUAUGACAGGGGCAGCAUUUGGUGCACUGAAUGGCUUGCGACUUGGCUUGAAGGAGACUCAGAAUAUGGCAUGGUCAAAACCUAGAAAUGUGCAAAUUCUAAAUAUGGUGACGAGGCAAGGAGCGUUAUGGGCUAACACUCUGGGAUCUCUGGCUCUGCUUUACAGUGCAUUUGGAGUCGUCAUUGAAAAAACACGAGGUGCAGAAGAUGACCUGAAUACCAUAGCUGCUGGAACCUUGACAGGAAUGCUGUACAAAAGCACUGGCGGAGUGCGUGGGAUAGCACGAGGGGGCAUUGCAGGUCUGACGCUUACUGGCCUCUACGCCCUGUAUAACAACUGGGAGCACAUGAAGGGCUCCAUCACCCGGCAGUCCCUCUGAGCAGGGCAGCCAGCGCCGGGCAGAGGACACGCUUGCACAGUCACCAAUCCAAUCACUGCGAGAUCUGUCUGGUGCCCCUUCCUAUUUUAUUUACAAUUAGUGUGAAACCGAAGGAAGCUGUGCUGGGAGGAACCUCUUGCCACCAUUUGGCUGGAUCGGUCCUUUCCUUCCUGCCAGCCACUUGCUGGAGGCAGCGAUAGUUGUUGGACCUGCAAGUGAGCGGAGUGGCCACCACGACAGUCUCCCUGACACGCUCACCAGCCAGCCCUGGGCCAGAGCCACGCGGCGUGCUUGAGUCCCAUUGCUGCGCCAGUUGCACUGCCAGGUCCAGUCAGAUGCGUGUGCUGCUGCUGCGCAAUAAAGGCUGUGUCCAUAGAGCCCUUCACUGCGGUCUGUCAGCAGCACCUGGGCAGCCGGAGCAGGUGGGAGCCUUCAGCAGCAACUGGCACAGGGCAGGGCUCGUUGCUCUUACAGCUCAGGGUAAGCUGUUAAAAGGGAUAUUGUAAUUAAUAAAAAGGGUGGUACUUAUGCAACACCUUUUCUAUGCUUUGCUGUUCCUGCUACCGUUGAGACAAAAAUAUCCUGCAUCCAGUGACUAGCAUUUACAGUUCAGCUUUGAAGGACCGUUGUGAUAGAGUCAUGAGGCAGUUGGGUGAGGGGAAGUGAUGGAUGGCUGAUUGUCUCCUGAUGCAUGGUGACAGCAAGGCACGCUGGGCAGGAGCUGACGCCACUCCCUGGCUUGUCACAAACACAGAAGUUGUGUAUGGAUGGAGGGCAGUAACCAAUCACUGUUGCAAGACAGCUGUCACUGGGUUAUAAAACACUUUGGUGCUCCAGGACCUCAGAGCUCGCUCAGCCAACCAUUAGAAACCAAGCAAUACAAGUACUCCUCUUGCUUGCUGUUACUGGCUUUUUAAUUAAUAAGUUUCUCUUCCCAGCCCCCAAGUAGUUCUUGUAGGUUACUGGCAAAACAGAGAUGUGAUGAAUCUACGCCUUUACCAGUGUUGAAGUGAAACCAUCUAUCAAGCUUUUUUUGUAGAUAAAUGGAACAGUAAGCUACAAAUCAAUUCAGUAGUUAAGAUUACUGUGUAACAGUUCAUUCCUUAAGUUUGUGAUUGAACAGGUCCAGGACAGGACAAAGGCAAGGAAAAAAAAUAGAAGAGAUACUAGUUAAUAAAUAACCUGUAAAGCUUUUGAUAAUUGUGGUACACCCAACAAAAUAGAAACAAAGUAGAAGAAAGGUAGCAGCGCUUUUCUCUGUCAAGAAGCCUCUGUCUUGAAGGAGGAGUCUUCACAGUUGCACUGCAUUGGCCUUGCUUGGCUGCCAGCUCAAAGCAGGUGCUUUACACCAGCUUUUAACUACAUCUAACAUAAAGCAAACCGUUCUUUUUUCAUCUCCUUUGUAAAUGCUGUUUCUUGUUAAACCUUAUAUAUAUUCCACUUCAUUCAGAGUGGGUUAUGUAUUGGUGUUGUGGUGUAAGGGCUGGACCUUUUAGCACGUACUCUUUAGGGUCAUGCCACUAAAGAAACUGUGUCCUGCUUGCAGGUGCAGAAAGGUGACUUGCUGUCGGUGGGCCAUGGGGAAGGUGCUUGCAAUUUCGUACAGAGCUGCUUUUUUCCUCCCCGUUGGCACUGAGGGUUCCUCCUGUCCCAUGUUUCUUGGUCACCUUUAAUAGGAGUUGUACUCCUGCAUAAUCAACAGUGAUAGACAAAGAAUUGUUGGCCACUUCUGGGGAGAAGUGCUUUUCAACUAUCUGGAACUUUGCAAGGUUUUGCAAAAAAAGUUUUGCUUUUUCAGGAAUGAAGUAUGAGCCAGGAGGUCUCUGCCCCUAGCUGAGGUGGGAAAGCUGUGAAUCUUGGUAAAUGGCUUUUUUAAUUCACGUGCACUGGGGAUAAUAUAGGAAUGAACUUCUGGGUUCACAGCUGCCACUGUCUGAAGGCUAGGCUGGCUCGAGGUAGCUUGCUUUGUUACUGUUCUGCCAUCACCUCCAGUCGCCCGGAACUGCUUGCCCUCAGGGCAGAGCUAAGUGUGUUUUUCUGAAGUAAGCUUUGUUUCUAAGACUGUUAACAGCUGUGGUUCCUAACCUGUUUGCAUACAGGGCGGCGCAUAGUUGAGCUAUGAAAUACAACCACAGCGGCAGCCAGCUCUGCGUGGGAUUUAGCUUGGAAUGCUGCACUGUUUUCACAUGGAGGAAAGGGGAGCAGUGGCCACCCAGUAGCAGCAGCAUGCACUGACAUACGUGUUCAUGUUUUAUGGCUCCAAGCUCUCCAAAGCAAAACUCUGCGUAAACUCUUAAGGAUUAUAGAGAGCAUCUUUCUCAUGCUUUAUGUGCAAGAGUUGCUGUGCUCACUUUUUACUGGUGACCAAUCAGUCACCAUAUAAAGCUGCUGCUUAAAGCUGUGACCAAGAGUAUGUGAGUUCAGUAGGAAUAAAAGGAAGUUGCACGUGUAGGAUUUGGUAUACAAACAUAGUCCUCCAACGGGGAAUUAUGUAAAUGUGGGUGUAAAGGACCUCUGCGGUCCCAAAGGGCUGUGUGCUCUGUCUGCGUGCUGUGCCAGUCACAGCAGCUGGUUUUGCUGAUAGUGACAGACACCUUUCCAUGCUGUGGCAGCAAGUGAGGGAAUCUGAGACAGCAGCUGUAAGGAAAGCUUUCUGAUUGUUGUGCAGCCACCUUUGUCUGUAGCCCGAAGAAAAGAAAAGUAAACCCUACUUCAGCACUCCCUAUCAGCAGAUGAGUUCUUGUACCAGGGGGGAAUUGGUUGAAGCUUCAUUGGUCACAAGGUAGCAACCUCAGCUUCCUCAGUGAAGCAGAAGCUGCUUCUGAAAACAGGAGGCGGAUGUAUGCCAGGGCAGCAAAAGGGAUCCAGGGCUUGCAGGUUGUUUCCUGACUUAACAUGGGAAUGUAAAAGAAUGGGGGGCAAUUCCAGUUUAGGUUUUAUCAGAUUUUGCCUCUCUGCAUAGAGGUAUAGCUAGAAAAUUAAUAUGCUUUAAAUGAAGCUUUGUAUACUUGUGUAUUGGCCUGCACUGCUGAAUGCCAGGCACCACAGUGACAUGGGAGACUACCACAGCCCUUUUUAGUACUCUGUCAUUAACAUUGGUAUUGCAUUCCACUUGGCUCUCUCUUCCUGCUGUGUAAUCCUCCUCUCCCUGCCCAGAUGUGCUGGCACAGCAGGCACAAGCCCAGGGACUGGGCAGCCUCACACCUCAGGAGCCCCGUGAGCAGCCUUGGUAUGGGGGUGCAUCAGCCCUUCACCAGGCUCAUGCUCUCCUGCUUGGGAUUGCCCAGGCCCUGCUUUCACCAACAUGCAUUAUGUGAUCACAAAGCAUUUGGGUUAUUUUGCACAAAAGCAAGUUAGGAGCCUUCAUUUAUUACACAAACUCAGCCAAGGGUGCAGGAGAUGCUUGCUGCAGCUUAGCUGGGAGGGGAUGGAUGAAGUGUCUGAGAAGACCCCGUUCCUCAGUACGAGACAUCAGCCUAACACAGUCAGCUCAUUCAAAGAAAAUCUUUCUGACUGCUUGUGAAACUAUGAAGUGCUCUCUGUGCCUGCUGUUUUGUCUUCCUUUUGUACUUAGAAGACCUGAAAUAAUGAUUUGUCCUUGUCUGUGAAAGCUGUAUGCUCAGGAUACUCACUCAGGAGUUCUACAUGUGGCUGCUAAGAGGUCUAGCCCAUAGACACAUACAACCACAUACGAAAUUCCAGGUAACUGGGUUGAAAGGCUGCCAGGCCCAGCUGCACGCUGUCACAGAAGAACGUUCUCUUUGUGGUACAGUGCUACUUAAAGGAAUGGGAAAUCCUCAGAGGAGAAGUAAAAUAUGCAACAAGUCUGACAUGCAAAUACAAGGAGAGCUCAAAAGCCAGCGAACCAGCUUUCAGUUGUGCAGCCAGACACAAUACAGAUACAGAAGAGGACAGAAGCGUAUUAAAAACAAAAUCCAUAAAUCCUUCAAUAUUCAAGAGUACUAAGACUCAGAAGACACCAUUUUGUCUAAAUCUGUGUUUCUUACAGCUCCUGAAUAAAGGCCAGUGCAUUAGCCAUA
This is a messenger RNA of Numida meleagris (helmeted guineafowl), 4795 nucleotides long. RefSeq names its product mitochondrial import inner membrane translocase subunit Tim23. The record is from RefSeq and is a predicted model, not a curated record. Bases 240 to 755 code for a protein of 171 amino acids. NCBI's taxonomy places the organism in Eukaryota, Metazoa, Chordata, Aves, Galliformes, Numididae. Gene Ontology annotation, molecular function: transmembrane protein transporter activity. Gene Ontology annotation, cellular component: TIM23 mitochondrial import inner membrane translocase complex; mitochondrial inner membrane. Gene Ontology annotation, biological process: protein import into mitochondrial matrix. The transcript is spliced from 7 exons.